Molecule: messenger RNA, 762 nt
Organism: Puccinia triticina
Lineage: Eukaryota; Fungi; Basidiomycota; Pucciniomycetes; Pucciniales; Pucciniaceae
Exons: 7
Coding region: 1-762 (253 amino acids)
Molecular function (GO): GTPase activity; GTP binding
Source: RefSeq, a predicted model, not a curated record
AUGGCGAGCACUCCGGGUCUCCGGCUGACACACAACCCACCAGCACCACACCAGAUGGCCGACUCCCAUCCACUCCAAUCGACCUACAACAGCCAGCCGAGCUCCUCGAAAACAACCGACGCCCACCUGCCCUCGUCCACCUCGGCUAGCACGCUGACCGAUGGUUUCGCUCACGCCGCUCUCAAGAAAUUCAAGCUGGUCUUCUUGGGCGAGCAGUCGGUCGGCAAGACGUCGCUCAUCACUCGGUUCAUGUACGACACCUUUGACAACACCUAUCAGGCGACGAUCGGCAUCGACUUCCUGAGCAAAACGAUGUACCUUGAAGACCGGACCGUUCGAUUACAACUCUGGGAUACAGCUGGUCAGGAGAGGUUCCGCUCACUGAUACCUUCGUAUAUUCGUGACUCGUCAGUAGCCGUGGUGGUCUAUGAUGUCACUAACCGAGCAUCCUUUAUUAACACUUCUCGAUGGGUUGAUGACGUACGGGCUGAGCGGGGAAAUGAUGUGAUCAUUGUCCUGGUGGGCAACAAGACAGAUCUAGGUGACAAACGUCAAGUCUCCACAGAGGAAGCCGAGCGUAAAUCGAAGGAACUCGACGUGAUGUUCAUCGAAACCUCUGCCAAGGCUGGCCAUAACGUCAAGACCCUCUUCAAGAAAAUUGCACAGGCCCUGCCCGGAAUGGAUAGCACAUCUCAGGCCAACACAAUCGAUGUUUCGGUCUCUCCGACCACAAAUGAUCAACAGGCCGGCUGUGCUUGUUAA